ACUGGCCAGGGAUUAGGGCUGGAGUGUCCUCUAAAUGAAGUGCCACGGCGAUCGCGUGAUCCACAGGCGGUGAGCGCGCGCGCGCGAGAAUGCGGGCUUGCGGCGAGCUCCACCGCGCAGCGAUUGUCGCAGGUCUGUGUUCUUGCAGCAGGGUUAGCGGCAGUGGCAGUGGCACUAGCAGCAGUGGCAGCGGCUCCAGUGGAAGCUGGAAUUUGUCGCUGGAAUGCUUGCAAGGUAGAAAUAUAGCAGAAUGUAGCUUUGGGCUAGAGAUCAGGAACCCGAGAAGCAAUUCUUUGGCCUCGUCUCGUCGCCGGGGAAAUCUUCGCGACGUUUCCGCGCCUUCUUCUUUCACGAUAAAUGGGACUGGACGGAUCUCUAGGAAGGACGAGGGACAGGACGUCCACUUGCUAAAGAAAAUUCGCGAUUUGCAGUCACUAGCACUUCAAGGAGCUGCUCAAUGGAAGAUUGUUCCAGCAUCGAAAUCACUUCCAACAAAUGUUUUUCUGGGUGUGCUCGCGCUGGUGGUCAUCGUUGGCAUGCUCAAGCUCAGGGAAUUCGUUCCUUUUGGACGUAGAUCCCCGGAAAGUGGCGUUAAAUCGAGAAUACAGAGGUCAGAGUGGUUCAAGGAGAGCAGGUCGUCGAACGGGAAAAGAAAACUGGAUGAAGCAUUACUCCGGCCCAGCAAGAACUUCAAGGCCGAAGAGGCCGACUUUCCCGUGUUCGAAAGGCUGGUUAUACAUGAUGGCGAAGUAAUCAGGGGUGGUUCUAACAACAGCAAACUGGAGCCGGGUAGCAGAAGAAAGAUCUCUCUUGCCCCUCGCAAUACUGGUGGUCAAGGUGUCAAAAGCAGCACGCUAGCUGACGCGAACAGACUGUCGAGGAUUCGAAAUUUCCUUUCUAGAACAAACGAUCACAAUGCGAGGCCGCUCUUUCAGAACUCGAAAAAGACGUCUGCCGAAGAGGCUAUCAAGGAACAGGCGGGUGAAACUCACGUUCAACGUAACUGGAAUGACAAAGAUGAGCUUGACUUGAGGAAACGAAUUGAAGACCUUCGACAAAGUGUCCAAGCUGCAGAAUAUAACCGUAAGGCCGCGAUCCAGGCGCUGGUCCAGGAGAGAAAGCGCAGCCUCGAGCUGGAAGUAAAGAUCAGGAGACAGAAAGAAGCUGCCACUGCUCUCGAGGAAGAAGUUCGCGUGCUCAAGGAAUCUCACGAAGCACUGCUGGCUUCUCUUCGUAAGAAAUACAGCUCCUCCGCAGCUGCCCGAGCAGCAGCAGCACUCCUGUAUCAAAACUGGGAAUCUGGCGAAACAAGUAAUGUGUAGAACAAACUAACGGGCGUGAUGAAAUUUUUGGCAACAAAGAAAAAAAUAAAAUCUGCUCUCAAGCUCCAAGAAACCCAGAUUCAAGUACAAAGGAAAGCAUCGAAUUUUGUUUAUAGGGUUAUAGACAAUAUUUCAUUUGACAAUGAAUUUUUUCAACUUAGAGAUGCAUAACUCAUUGCUAAAAUAUAAGAAAGCCCUAACGCCAUAU
Messenger RNA from Selaginella moellendorffii, 1530 nucleotides. RefSeq lists its product as uncharacterized. Bases 90 to 1322 code for a protein of 410 amino acids. The transcript is spliced from 6 exons. The record is from RefSeq and is a predicted model, not a curated record. Lineage: Eukaryota; Viridiplantae; Streptophyta; Lycopodiopsida; Selaginellales; Selaginellaceae.